Molecule: messenger RNA, 12101 nt
Organism: Dunckerocampus dactyliophorus (ringed pipefish)
Lineage: Eukaryota; Metazoa; Chordata; Actinopteri; Syngnathiformes; Syngnathidae
Gene: pde3a
Product: phosphodiesterase 3A, cGMP-inhibited
Exons: 15
Coding region: 549-3134 (861 amino acids)
Biological process (GO): positive regulation of oocyte development; oocyte maturation
Cellular component (GO): cytosol
Molecular function (GO): 3',5'-cyclic-AMP phosphodiesterase activity
Source: RefSeq, a predicted model, not a curated record
UGCAUUUGGCGGCGGGCUGCGCUCUGGAGGAGCUUUUGACUGCGUCUCCCCACCCCCCCCCACCCUCCGUGUUUACACUCCUAUGUGCCUUCUCGGUCGGGCCGUGUCUGAUUCGCAGUGGGGUGUUCAUCAGUGCUGUUUUCCGUCUAGCGGUGCGCCACUUUGGGCCAAGUAUCCCCCACCCCCCUUCCUCCCUCCUCCUCACCCUGCACGGUGCCGAGAAGCAGCUGUGUCUCCUGCCUGCCAGCCUGCACGUCCUCAGCCGCCCGGACCCUGCUGAUCGUCCGACUGGGUCGGGGAGUGUCCAUCCUCGGCUUGUUUCACCAUAGACCGUCUCCCUUGUCUUUGUGAGCAGAGUCCGGGCCGGCUGGAAGAUCCUACCUGGCCUACCUGCUGGGGUUUUUUUGCUUGCGCGGUAUGCUGACCGGCUCCUGCCGGCCUCAGGGACCAGCGGGACGGGGUGCUGUGGCUCUGUGACCGGGGCGAAGGAGGAGGACAUCCCUGUCUUCAAGCGGAGACGGAGGUCCAGCUCCAUAGCGGCCUCGGAGAUGAUGGCUCACAGUCAGAGCAACAGCAAGUCCCACCGCAGGACUUCGCUGCCUUGCAUUCCACGGGACCAGUCGUCGGGUACCAGCGUGGUGGUGGACAUCUCAGUGAUGGGUGAGGCCCAUGGUUUGAUAUCAGACCUGCUGGCAGACCCUUCGCUGCCUCCUAACACCUGCAGCUCACUGAAGGCUGUCAGCAGCCUCCUCAGCACCCAGAUUAGCCUCCAGCCACUCCAUCGGCCCCACGUGACGCCAAUCACACACACCUGCUCUGACUCAGAGGACGGGCCUGAUAAGGCAGAGAGACUGGCCAUUCCAAAGCGUCUAAGGCGGAGCCUUCCCCCGGGAUUGUUGCGAAGAAUCUCAUCAACGUGGACCACAACCACCUCUGCCACAGGGCUGCCUGCCAUCGAGCCUGGACCUGUACGAAGAGAUCGCUCAGCCAGCAUCAAAUACACCACAGACGGUGAAUCAUGGAGAAACUCAGUAAUGACAACCAUCUCAAAAAGCCGCUCCAUGUCCGCCUCGUGUGCUGCGUCCAUUACCCUUAACCACUUCUACAGCAAACAGGGAAGACCAGGCUUCGUCCCCUCCAACAUAUCACCUCUGGGCUCUCCAUGCCCGUCACCUCCUGUUCAAGGCACUCCUGUCUCCAGCCCAACCAUCAAGACAUGUUCAGUGCAGCUUCCUGAGCUUGCCGGGACACUAACAGAGCAGACCCCUGGCUGUGAGGUCUCCAAGACCCACCACCGAGCCUUAACUCACAGCCAGAGCGCCCCAAGCUCCACUACUCCUCACUGGCGGCCUCCAUCACUCUGUAGCAGCUGCGGCAGGCCGUUCAACAAUCGACUGAACCAUGGGGUGGAAUCUAUUGUCAAGACAGACCGAAUACCCCGUCCGGAUGAGCGUGCGGUCAUCUCAUCGGACUACGACAGCACCUAUGACAGCACCUAUGAGACCAACCACAGUGACAGCAGUGACUUUGCACAGAACGAGGAAGAGGCAGAAGCAGGAAAGAAGCCGUCCGAGGCAAGAGAAGGUUGCAGGGACUAUGCAGCGGAGAGCAUCAUUCUGCACCCCCUACUGCCAUCACCCGAGGACAAGCUAAUCUUGGCGCCAGAGCCCCUGGUGAUGCCUGGGCUGGACCCUCUCAUGAGUCAACUCAACAAAUGGAAUUUUCCUAUUUUCAGUUUAGUGGAGAAGACUCAUGGCAAGACAGGUUGCAUCCUUAGCCAGGUGUCAUACAAACUCUUCGAAGACACGGGCCUGUUUGGGACGUUCAAGAUUCCUUUAGCAGAGUUCAUGAACUACUUUCAUGCUUUGGAGAACGGAUACAGAGACAUCCCUUAUCAUAACAGGAUCCACGCCACUGAUGUUCUGCAUGCUGUUUGGUACCUCACAACACAGCCGGUGCCCGGCCUGCCCACGCUCCUGACUGAAAAUGGAAAAUACAAUGACUCAGCGAAUGGCAUAACCCCCAGUGCUACGGCCUUUCUGUCAUAUAAGAUGAACGCUUCGCUGGAGGAAGGCUAUGGCUCCUUGUCUGGCCUCAUCCCGGGCCUGGAGCUGAUGGCCUUGUACGUAGCUGCUGCCAUGCACGAUUAUGACCAUCCAGGAAGAACCAAUGCCUUUCUAGUAGCAACCAGUGCACCGCAGGCUCUUCUAUACAAUGACCGUUCCGUCUUGGAAAAUCACCACGCUGCUUCAGCAUGGAACCUCUUCAUGUCUCGUCCGGAGUACAACUUCCUGGUUAACCUUGAACAUGUUGAGUUCAAGCGCUUCCGCUUCCUUGUCAUCGAAGCCAUCUUGGCCACUGACCUCAAAAAGCAUUUUGACUUUCUAGCAGAGUUUAACGCCAAGGUGGGUGAUGAGGGAGUGUCUGGUAUUGACUGGACAAACGAAAAUGAUCGAUUACUGGUGUGCCAGAUGUGCAUCAAGCUGGCUGAUGUCAACGGACCACUGAAGUGUAAGGAGCUGCACUUGCAAUGGACUGAGGGGAUCGUCAAUGAGUUCUACGAACAAGGUGAUGAGGAAGCAAGCCUGGGCCUUCCCAUCAGCCCAUUCAUGGACCGCUCUGCACCACAGCUCGCAAAACUACAAGAGUCGUUCAUCACUCAUAUCGUGGGACCCCUCUGCUCCUCCUACGAUUCUGCCGCCCUGAUGCCGGGUCAGUGGGUGGACCCGCCAGACGGGCAGAUGGAGUUAGAGGAGGCAAAGGAGAGUCAAGACACGGAGGAGGAUGACGAAGAUUUGGUAGAGGAAGACGCGUCUACUGAUUCUGACUCUUCCCAGAGGCAAAAGACAGCGAAGGAAAGUAGGCGGAAAGUGUUCUGCCAGAUCACACAGCAUCUUCUGGAAAACCACGAAAUGUGGAAGAGAGUCAUUGCCACAGAAAUUCAGGAGGACGUCCUGAAAGAGACCCAAGACCCGAUCACGGCCAUUCACGAGGAAGAGGAGGAACAAGCAAGCAAAGAGGAGGAAGAGUUGACUGACUGUUUUGAUCAAAUUGAAGACACGCCAGCUGUAGAAGAAGAGGAUGCCCUCUCACAAUCGGAGACAUCAGGUGGAAAAGAGGAGGACUCAGAGUAAUAAUUUGAACAAUGACCUCCUUUUUCAAACCAGGAAUUUAUUUAAACGUUGUUUGUUGCUCUCCUAACUCUUGAUAUGUUAGCCAGCACAUUAUUUUGACACAACACUGUAGAAAAUGUUUUUGGUAAGUUGUGCCUAACAAAAACAGGGUUUUUGACCAGGAAUAGUGGAAGGUGCAAAAGAAGUGACCUCGCUGAAGAACAAGGAAAAAAAUAAUCAUUCAUAAGAUCAGAAUUUCAGAUCUGGUGUCCAGUCCUUAUCUAGGCCGUCCAUUCUUCUGUAUAUGCACAAGCACGCAUUCACAAAACCCCUUCAUCAGUGAGUAAUACACUGUCACAUUGCCUUGCCAUUACUCCUGUUGCUCCCAGCACCCGUCCGUCUGAGGAUAGUCAACAAGCCCCUUCCUUUUGCAGACAAUGAGAUGAAAGCCAGGAAAAAGCUGUUUCCACUGAGUCUCUGUUAGGUGGAAUAAAAGGCGUACUUUCAUAUGCAAACGUACAGUAGACCGGCAUGGACUUCUAUAUACUAGGCACACAAUUCUGAAGGAUGAACACAUUCUAUACACUGAACGAAAUAGCAUGUUCAACAAAGAACCUUUUAAAAGCUUUACACCCCCUCAAAGGUAAAAUAUAGAAUAGGAUCUCUCACUUUGUGUCAAACAACAAUUGGCUAGAGUUCCACGUUUCUUCCUACAGCACACAAGCACACCUAAAGGUCAUACAAUUGAGAAACAAAACAAAGAUGACCCUGCCUUUUUACUAACUUUGAGGACUGUUUGAAAUACUUAUGGUUUAUUACCAUCCCAGUACACAUAGUUCACUUAACCCGAGUUAAACCUUCUGCUUCCUAUAUUAAAUCACUAAAGUUGAAUGGGAUUUAUUAUGUCACUCAGUCAUUAGGGUUCUAAUGAAAAAACUACUGUCUUCUGUACAGUGCUUGUUAUGUUGGCCUCGUCAUUGUAGCACAAUCCAGAGCAGACUAAGCUCCCAGGUUCCACGAGGAUUUCCUACAGCGAUUGCAUGCAAAGAGUAAUACAUGGAUAUACAGUGUGGUACAACUCAUGCUGCACGAUUACAGUACUGUGCAAAAGUCAUGGGCCACCAUUAGAUGUUGUAUUUAUGUUUUUGUGUCCAGGCUAUUCCCUGGUUCAUAGAGGGUGACAAAUAGACAGGUGGUGUCACUCAAGGUUUGGAUAGUUCAACUGAUGCCAGAGUGACUCCUAUGGUCAUAAUGAUCUCCUCUAUUCAGAUCCUUAGCAAAAUGUAACGGCUUCUUCCUACGCACCAUCCAUGUAGCACCUCGCCACUUCGCAGUCAGAAUUUCGCGGCUUCACUCAAUCACGGUUUUGUGAUAUGUAGUAUUCUACAUUGAUCACUAGGUGUCAGUAAUGUUACCGUCAUGUUCGGGGAAACAUACAAGCGCCAGACUUGAUUGCCAGAACAGCAGGCUUUUAUUGCAGGUUUGAAUUCUCUCACAACAGGCACAAUAAUAACACAAUCAUAAUAACACCGGCUACCGUUGCGGCUGUUGGGUGUAACACCAACGUUUUUUCCCCCCCAAAAAUUGAUGUUGCUUUCCAAAAGGGUUCACUGUAUAGCCAUAAUCCCAUAAACGGUAUCUGAGUUACUGUUUUUCUAAGUCAAAAUGACUGCUAUGGUAUUGGUCACUAACACAACAAAGCUAGUGUUGGUCUAAGACGGGGGUCGGCAAUCCGUGACUCCGGAGCCGCAUGCAGCUCUUCGGCUUCCUUUGGUGAGCUUGGUGAUUUUUUUUUAACACCGAAGUGGAGGAAAUGUGCAUUUUUGAGAAAGAGUUUGAAAUAUUCGACUCACCGCGAGUCUGUGAAUGGUCUGGACCGCGUUCUGACCGAUGAUUGGAUGAGCAAGGGAAGGGGGAGGCAUUGUGUGCGGUGAGACACGACAAUGACGUCUUGUUGAGUGCUACCCCUGUCGUAUGCUACCCAUAACCAUGAGUACGUCUCUAAAAAGAACCAUUUUGGAAGAAAAAAUUUGGACAUUUUUCUUGAUAUGUGGCGAGAAAUGAGCAAAUAACAAAAAUUGUAACAUUGAAAGACAUUUUCUCAAAAGUACCCAAUUGUAGUUGGGCGUAAGAGAGCGAUUGCGGAACUACUAUGGAAGGUUGAGCAAGGCAAAUAUACUUUCAAGAAGUGGAUGAACGCUCCAAACUCAACUACAUCUGCUAGUGUUGUGGCUAUUGAGCAGACAGCGCUGAUAUGAAGAUAUGUGAACUCUGAUGGGCCUUUUUUAUGUUAAAGUUGGCUACGUCUUAAAUUAAUAACGACUCAAAAAGGCCUACAUAGUUCUGGUCCAAGACUUUGCACAGUGCUGUAUGCCUGCAUACUUUGAGGGGUAAUACAAAAAGUAUAUUUUAAUGGUUCUCCAUGCAACGAUUCAUUCCUUUUCUAUCACUUAUCCUGUUCAGGAGAGAGGCGAGCUACACACUGGAUUGAUCACUGGUCUAUCUAUCACAGGACUGACACACAGAUAACCGUUCUCACCCAAACCCACAGGCGAGGUCAAACAACAUUAUCAUGCAUGUUUCUGGAUGGCAGGUAAUCAUUAUUCCAUGAUAUUUUUGAUAGAGCGAAAGAGAGCUGCUGGCUCAAGAUGUCCGAUGAAUGUGAAGUCUUCAGUUUAGCUUGUUAAAGCAGUCAAGUAGCAUUGACAUAUACUGUUUCAGAAGCUCUGUGGCUAUCCAGCUUUAAUUGCUUAUUCUGUUUGCAAACGUAUUCCCCCUAAAGCAAGGUUGUUUGCACUUGACGGGAUAUAAGAUGCCCUGGAGUCAACAGUAUACUGUAUACCGGCAGCUAGGAAGACAAACAUCAGUGAUGUUAGAACAUUUCUUAUCCCAGUGCAAAUAUGAGCUUGUUGGCUUUUCAACUUAGGUGUUACGCAUGAUGGACAGGUCCUACUUCGCUCAGGAAAAACAAGCCAUAAUGUCAAAUAUGGAUUUAAAAGAUGUAUAACAAUCCAUACCUAAAACGAUAAAAUACAAGCUGAGAUAGUGAUUUAUGAGGUUUAGUGAUAUCCCCAGAAGUCGAGACGAUUAAUAGUGAAUUUUAUUGAAUUGGGUUGUAGUCGUAUUAGUGCCACUGUUUCAGCACAGUCUUGGAAAGCAGUGAGGAAUUAUUUAAAAACACAAACUGCUUAGCGUGCUUAACUGCAACACCUAAAGGUCAACAAGUACAUGUUGGAAUGGCCCAAACAAAAGGCACCUACUGUAGGUUCUCUUAGUCUUCCAAGAAUAAUGAUGUCCUGUUAGUUUUAUUUCUUUUCAACAUUUAUCACCAAGAUACUCUUGAAGUUGUUUUAUUAAUGUCCAUAGCAGCUCUCAGACCAUUAGAAAACAACAGAAUAGAUCAAAUAACCAUUCACAGACCACUGCAUCCUUUUAGUUCACGUGCAGAUGUUUAGCAAAUUGUAAUAUUAUUACAAAACCAAACAAUAUUAGGCAGAGAAACACUUUUAAAAACAAAUCUGAACACUUAAAGGGGCCCUAUUCUACAUUUCUAACUUAAAUUCUCCAACUUUAAAUCGCUGCACUCUUGUUCUACACGAUGUGGAAGUGGUGAGGUUGGUGUGUUUUGAAGUUAUGCCUGGUUUCAUUUUUAUGCUACUCCUAAAUCUCGUGAAUGGUCGGGUACGAGAACUUCACGAUACUUCCAUGAGCGCUUUUGAAUCUCUCACGCCACAACUUUAGGAAUCCAUGUACAGUCGGCCCCUUGUUAAUUGGUUCCAGACCCCACCGCGAUAGAAAACCUGUCUAUGACCUUCUAAACAUGUUUUUUUAACAUUAGAGCCCUGUAGACAGUAAAUAACACCCCAAAGUCACCUUUCUACUCAUAUUACUCAAUAUAGUAUACAUAAUAAGCAAUAAUAAAAUAUAAUAACUCACCGUUAGCAUUGAGAAAGUUCCUUGUAGUAUCUCCAACGUAACGUGGGUCGAUUGCAUGGCAUUAAAAAAAUGCCAUCAUCCAUCCUCACUAUGACGUUAGUCACUCGAUUGAUAUACAGGCCAACCAGUCUACCAUUAAUUAAGCCAAACAUAGACACACACAUACACUCCGACAAUACUGCUAGCUUUGUUUACAUCACAUUGCGCACCGCUUGUGCGCAGGCUACAGGAUCCCUGAAGUGACACAAGAGAUGGCUGCCGCUUUAACAAUACUGUAACAAUCUACAGAGCUAACUUGUUAGCCUCCAAUUUAUUUAUUCAAAACUUAAAAAUAUUAUUUGAUGGCUAACUUAAUGCAGGUAAUGUCUCAUCAGUGGAAAAUUACCGACGCCUUCGAACCGCGAUGCUACGAGGUACGACUGUAUGGCAACUUCUUCAGCAACCGUUGCUCAUUACCGUUUUUCGCAGUUUCUUGUAAACAGCAGCCAUAAACUUUGUGUAAGAAUGUAAGAAUUGUGUAUCUGAACCGGAGUGAGGCCGCAUUGGGAAGAUUUUUUUUUCCCGGGAGCUAAAGACCUACCUCACGGUCAAUGUUCCUCUGCUCUCGCCGCUUCAUGGACACAAUUUCAUGAACAAAGUACAGUUUGACACCGGAUUCGCCAAUAUUCAGCAGUGGCAAGGGGUGUGGCGCUGGACCCAACCCUUGAACCCUAACAAAUCACAGCUCAGCCAAGAGGAGAAGGAUGCAGAUUUGUCCUGAAAUGAGCAGGAUAGGACCCUUUUAAGGAAUGACUCUCUUGUUAACCAAACAAUCAGAUUUAAUGACUUAACACUGGAUCAAAACAAACCAUUAAACUAGCUUGUUCGCAGACAGUGAACUGCCGCGGUGUUACCCAACUUCUUGCUAAUACUCAAGUAGGGUUUCACUAAUGUUAAUACUCUCUAAAUCCUUAGCUGGAUCCAUUGCAAUGUUUUCAACAUGGUGAUUGUGCAAAAGAGGGCUCAGCUGCCCCUGACUGCUUAUUCCCGUGGCUUGCUGAUUGAACCUUUUUUUUUUUUUUUACUUUAUUGAUACAAACAAAAUAAGACUUUUAUUCUUGUGUAUGAUAUGAUAAGUUAUUUUUAAUGUAAAGUAGUAGCAAACAUCUAAGGAAAAGUAUGGAAUUUAUCAUCUUCAGUUAAAUUAUCUCCAUGGUUGAGGCAAGACAGAUAGAAAACCCUGCUGGUAGUAAUAUCUUUUUUUUUUUUUUUUUUUAACUUGGCAAUAGAAAAAAAAAAAAGCUGUGUGGUCACGUGCCAACUAAAUGUGUCCUUGCAUCAAAAGCUUAAGCAGCGAAAGGACAGACAUCUUUCACGAACAUCUGAUUCAUCCUUGUUAGGUGUAAAAAUGUAAACGCCGCAUUUUUUUUCAAAUGUCACAGACUCUGAACAUACUGCUGUGCAAGCGUGCUGCCUCUAGUAACCAAGUGAAUACGAGCUACCAGCUCAGUGCACUGUAAAUAUCCUUCUCACUGUGCAGUAUAUUAAUGCCUCACUUUGCCAUAAUCUAAUGUGCAUAUUACGGCACUGUUACAUCCAGUGCCCCACUUGUACCCCCCCCCCCCCCCCCCCUUUUUGUUCCUUGUGACAGGGGUCAAAGUUCACUAGUUCACUAGGCAUCAAGGUGGUCAGAUCUGCCUCACAAACUGUGCACCACAGCACAGCAACGAAAGUGACUUUAAAAAAAAAUAAAGCUGUGACAGACAUUGCUAUGUCUUAAAAAAAAAAAAAAAAAAAUCAAACUGUUCAUGCAUGUUUCUCACAAUGUGAUACUUUGGAGGCACAAUGAGCCGGGUCGUCAAGUUUGCCUCGUUCAGGUUUUAAACUGAAGGAGCUUCGUAUGUGUGUGUGAAUGCCCAUGUCAGCCAUUUUACACCACAAUGACGGCAACACAAUCGACACGUCAUUAGUUCUAAUUGACAUCUCGUUUAACAUUGCUUCCCAGUCUAUUCAACAACAUGGCGAUAACUUAUUUCUGUCCCCGAAAUACUAUCAUUUUACCCCCCGAUUUUAAAUACUAUUGAGAAACUGAUAAUAUCUAUUUAUUUAUCUGUGCUGUGCGGACUGAACUCGAAACUGAAACCAGGAAAAUGCAACAAAAUGGAGAGCAGUGAAGAGUACAAGCGUGUUCAAGAGUCAAAUUGCAUGCUGAGUACGAUAAAUUUGUACAUGUUGGCAGGUCUGCAGUGACAUUGAGGGUACGCCCUGCCUCUCAUGGCACCACUGGCAUUUCACCCCCCCCGCCCCCCCAUUUCAUUUAACAUUAAUUAGAUUAGUGUGCUCACCACUUGCGACACGAGACAGUGGCUGCUUUUUAAAUUGUAGUAAUACGGUGGUACCUUGGUUACCGUUAUUAUUUGUUCCGAAAGGGCAGAUGACAAACGGAAACGUACGACAGCCGAAGCAACUUUUUCCAUGGGAAAUAAAAAUGAAUGACAUCCAACAAUAUUUACAAAAAAAAAAAUUUAUAGAGCAUAAUUGCGGUUUUACACGCAGAAAACAAUGUGAAAUGAUUACAAAUGAUGAAUGAAAUAGACAAAUGAACAUUGAACAUCAUUUUUACCUUUAUGGUGGAGUGAAAUGGCUGGCACUCGCAACUUUCUUUGGCCCCAUGCCGGGUUAUUUAGCAGUAGCGCUCAAUAAAAAAUGCCAACGUGUAGGGGGUUUUGUUCGAUUUCACGGAAAACAGACGAGUUCGCCAGGCGCAAUACUGUACUACAACCGAGAAAGUGUACGACAACAUUUUGGCAAAAAUUGUAAACAAAAGCGAGAUCAUACAAAACUGAGGUUGGACUGUAUCCAAAAUGUCUUCAUGUAAAAGUGUGAUAGGACCAAAAUUUAAGGGAAAAGUGAUGAAAAAAAAGUUGUACUCCUGUAUUAUACUAUUUUCCUUUAUUUUCGGAGGUCCCACGAUAGUGUGUAUUCCGACAUCUCGCCUUGACAGUUUACUCGUGCUUUUGGUAAGCUCUACUUAGAACACAGGUUCUUUUUUGUGUGUGUCUGUAGCUUUAAUGCUCACGGGCUGUGUUGGUCCACGCCUGUCUCCGACAGAGUGUGCUAGCAUUACACUCACAUUUUAACAAACCGUUAUUAACCACCGUUUGAGAGCCUGACAGGGAUCGAGUUUUCUCACGUUUGAUGCUCAUAAACAGGCUUUGGAGACACGUGUUGCUGUUAGAACAUCAUUAAAAAGUUGCUUUGCAUCGUAGGGGGCCUCUCAGAGGAUAAAAGCGCAGUGAUAAGGAUAACGUUUUAGCGGGGGAAAAGUUUUAAUGUUAUGGAAAAAAAAUAAAGGCAAACCUAACAAACCUAAAGGCAACAGCCUGUGACCGGCUGCCACUGUCCAUAUAUGAAUCAGGUACAAUUGGUUCAAAAAGUAUUUGUUCUGGUUAUAAACGACUGAGCAAACAUUUCAGUGCACUUAGUUGUCGUCUUAAUGCAGGUGUAUGUUUACGCUUGUAAUGUUAUGACUUUAUUCUCAAAACAUGUUGACUUUUUUUCUUCUUCUUAUCGCUUGAUUUAACUCUCACAAAAUUGCAUUUUUUUUUUCCCAGCCACAAUAUUUCCACUUUAUUCUGGUGUUUUUAGUUUUUUAUUUCACUUUCCGAAUUUUUGCAAAAGUUGCAAUUAAAUUAAGCCUCAGCCCUCAUUUUUGAUCAGCUGGCAAAAAUAUUCACAUUUUGACAAAGCCUGGCCGAUUUACGACGUAAACCGUCUAAAAAUGACAUCACAUUAAUCGUACUGUCUAAAAAAAAAGGCCAUUUUUGAGUCAAUUUUAAGUUAAUUAAGGCUGUUCUCACAAGUUUUUACACAAGAAGUAAUGCACUCUCCCCAGUAGGGAGAUUUGAAUCGCUUAUUUUUAAAACUAUUGUCAAGAAUGUUUGUGUUGCAGCAUGACUGCAUUCUUUAUGUGUUUAGCUCCGGGGGGGGGGGUUAUUCAUACAGACAGCUUUUACUGAUGAUGCUGGAUGUGUCUAAUUCAUACUUAAUAUAGCGCUCUAUUUUUUGUGCAGAUUUCUUGUCAAUUCUUGUGGGAACAGAUUUAACGCCACACUUUUCUUUGUUGUGCAUGAUAACAAUUAGCUCCUAGCUCUCAAUGACGGGCACAGAAAAAAAAAAUGUCAGCAAAACAAGUUCAUGUCCUUGGCUGAGUGAUUUUGACGCUGAUUUGACAACAACAAAAGUGCAGGGUAUAAAACUACAACUAAACUAUUUUUUUGGGCUUAUGAGAGGGAUUUCCAUGAGAAGAUCGGAUCGUUGCACACCUGAGUAUCACUUGUGCACACCAAAGACACUGUUAAGCUUUGCAUUUGUUUGUAUUGUUUGUUUUUUUUUGGUCAUUUUGCACAAAAUGUAACCUAGAAAACAACAUCGUCUUCUGUUCUGUUCAGUAUAAGCCAGGCACAUGCAUGUGCGCAUACUUUACAAAGAAGUUAUUGUGUGGAGACACAAGUGUGUUCUAUUCUUGGAGGUAAAGCCCUUUGUUUGAUAUUUGGAACCAAAUAACAUUCUUGUUUUGUGCCAUAGCAUAUUCAUAUACAUUUUAUGAAUGGUGCAUUGUUUGAAACCAAAACACACUUAUCACCAAGGCUUGUAAUGUUUAUUUUCCUCUACUCUACGAUUGCAGGCACUUGUAUCUUGCACUCACAACACAACAACACAUGUAGCAAUACUUACAGGAUGGGGAAGUUGUGUGUUCCACCAGUAUUUGUUUAAGUGGAAUAUCACAUUGUACUCCUUGAUAUUGUUUGACUUUGUAUAAAAAAACUAUAUACUGUACAUAUUGAAAACUAUAUUAUAUCAAAAACCUUUUAGAAAAAUAUUUAUUUUUACUGUUUUGUAAUUUAGACACAAUACUGUAGCUCCUCUAUUGCCAGACUUACUGGAAGUGCCUCUUCAUAAUGUAUUGCAAAGUAACUAUACAAUAUAUAGGGAUUAUUAGAACAUGUCACUAGCAAAGCAGUGUUGAUGUUGUAAUGUGACUAUUGUUGAAUAACAUGAUUUAUAAAUGCU